CGAGCCACUUCCUUUCUUUUUGGCUGCGUGGGGCGGCAAGAUGGCGGUUCAGAUUUCCAAGAAGAGGAAGUUUGUGGCUGAUGGUAUCUUCAAAGCUGAAUUGAAUGAGUUUCUCACCCGGGAGCUGGCUGAAGAUGGCUACUCAGGAGUUGAGGUCCGAGUUACACCCACCAGGACAGAAAUCAUCAUCUUGGCCACCAGGACACAGAAUGUGCUUGGUGAGAAAGGCCGUCGGAUUCGGGAAUUGACCGCUGUGGUUCAGAAGAGGUUUGGCUUUCCUGAGGGCAGUGUAGAGCUUUAUGCUGAAAAGGUUGCCACCAGGGGUCUGUGUGCCAUCGCCCAGGCGGAAUCUCUGCGCUACAAACUCCUGGGAGGACUUGCUGUGCGGAGGGCCUGCUAUGGUGUGCUGAGAUUCAUCAUGGAGAGUGGUGCUAAAGGCUGUGAGGUUGUGGUAUCUGGGAAGCUCAGAGGACAGAGGGCUAAGUCCAUGAAGUUCGUGGAUGGUUUGAUGAUCCACAGUGGGGACCCUGUUAACUACUAUGUUGACACAGCUGUGCGCCAUGUGCUGCUCAGGCAGGGUGUGUUGGGCAUCAAAGUGAAGAUCAUGCUGCCAUGGGAUCCAAGUGGUAAGAUUGGCCCUAAGAAGCCCCUGCCUGACCAUGUCAGCAUUGUGGAGCCCAAAGAUGAGAUUCUGCCAACCACACCCAUCUCUGAACAAAAGGGCGGGAAGCCAGAGCCACCUGCUAUGCCCCAGCCAGUACCAACAGCGUAACAGGGUCUCCUUGGCAGCUGGAUCUGGAUGUUCUAUAAGGACCUUUAAUAAAAAUCGUUUUCAAAAACAAA
Molecule: messenger RNA, 843 nt
Organism: Suncus etruscus (white-toothed pygmy shrew)
Lineage: Eukaryota; Metazoa; Chordata; Mammalia; Eulipotyphla; Soricidae
Gene: RPS3
Product: ribosomal protein S3
Exons: 7
Coding region: 41-772 (243 amino acids)
Biological process (GO): translation; positive regulation of apoptotic signaling pathway
Cellular component (GO): cytosolic small ribosomal subunit; nucleus
Molecular function (GO): structural constituent of ribosome; RNA binding
Source: RefSeq, a predicted model, not a curated record